Misgurnus anguillicaudatus (oriental weatherfish) is the source of this 1541-nucleotide messenger RNA. RefSeq names its product serine/threonine-protein kinase pdik1l-B. Gene Ontology annotation, cellular component: cytoplasm; nucleus. The record is from RefSeq and is a predicted model, not a curated record. Gene Ontology annotation, molecular function: ATP binding; protein kinase activity. Gene Ontology annotation, biological process: negative regulation of G2/MI transition of meiotic cell cycle; protein phosphorylation. NCBI's taxonomy places the organism in Eukaryota, Metazoa, Chordata, Actinopteri, Cypriniformes, Cobitidae.
CUUUUAUUUUUUUUCCACAAUAACAUCAGUACUUUCCUAACAACAACUUUCAAUGUGUUUUUAUGUCAGGAGAGGCACCAUGAAAAUUAAAACAACUCCACAAAAUAUUUCUCUUGUUGGAUUAUUAAACACAAAUGAAUCUAGCUCAGGGGUCGAAAUAAGGUCGCAGUCACUGAUGGCCAAUGAGCAGCUGAGCUGAGGUAAGUGAAAGACCAAAGCCAGUGUUACUACAUAUGGGCCCUAUGUCAUUCCGUUUUCAGAUUCUUGUGGAGAGGUUGCUGAUGGGACCCGAUCGACCGGAACGCCCCGAACGGCCUGUCAAGCUCAGGACAACCAUAUACAACACCUCAGAUUUUCAGCUUGAUGUGGUGACCACCAGAGAAAAGAUGGAUGAUAUCUACACCUUGCAGCAGAUGGUGGGAAGAGGAAGCUACGGUGUGGUUUUCAAAGGCCGUGUGUCAGAGACAGGCUGGUGGGGCCAAAGGGGUGACACUGUGGCCAUCAAACGUCUACCGUGUUGCAGCCCAGAGAGUAUAGAGCUAUACCUGCAGGAGCUCUGGGCUAUGAAACUCACUUCGAGAAACCACCCCAACAUCAUCGCUCUAUAUAACUGCCUCUUACAGACUGGACCAAAAACACUGCAGCCCCUGAGAUCAGGUCGACUGCCUUUGGACUUAGUAGAGGGCACUCUCAAAGGAAAAGUGGUGGACAAUAACUCAAAAACCCAAAUGAGGAAUCUGUCCAAGUCAAAGAGAAGGCUGAUAUCCACAGAAGAGGUCCCCAGGCGCUGCUUUGCUCUAUGGUUGGUAAUGGAGUAUUGUGAGGAAGGCGAUCUGAACCAGUACAUUCUGUCCAGGCCACCGGAUGCUGAGUGCAACCACGUCGUGGUUCAGCAGCUCAGCAGUGCCAUUGCGUUCCUGCAUGGAUGUGGAAUAGUGCACCGUGAUAUAAAGCCUGAUAAUGUGCUUGUGUCUCUUACAAAAACCGGACCAGUGGUCAAGGUGGCAGACUUUGGCCUGAGUAAGAUGGUGGACAGUCCUACAGAUGGUGUCCGUAGUAGACUGACUCUGUCCUCUACGUGUGGCUCAGACUUCUACAUGGCUCCUGAAGUGUGGGCAGGUCGUAAUUAUACAGCCCAGGCUGAUAUCUUCUCUCUGGGUGUGCUGUUCUGGGCCGUGCUGGAAAGAAUCACAUUCCUUGAGCAUGGCAGCAGUCAAGAACAACUAGGAGCGUAUGUGAUGCGAGGCCGCUGGCUUGCACCGCUAGGAGAGGCGCUGUGUGACAAUCCCGACCUGCAGUUGAUUAUCCCUAUGAGGGCACGACGCGCUCCCCCACUGCCGCCACCUCCAAACCCCACCAUGUGCUCGCUGCUGCUGGACAUGCUCAAUUCAGACCCUGACAUCCGGCCCAAUGCCGACCAGCUGAAGCAGCGGGUACACACUGCCAUACAGAUGAACUGACCUCAGAACAGACUUCCGCAUGGUGUCAUUUUUACACUUUGAGAAUAAUUUCACCAUGAGGCCAAUAAAAGUUAAAGCAGU